Amphimedon queenslandica is the source of this 358-nucleotide messenger RNA. Its product is annotated as ATPase asna1-like. Gene Ontology annotation, molecular function: ATP binding; ATP hydrolysis activity. Gene Ontology annotation, cellular component: GET complex. NCBI's taxonomy places the organism in Eukaryota, Metazoa, Porifera, Demospongiae, Haplosclerida, Niphatidae. The record is from RefSeq and is a predicted model, not a curated record. The transcript is spliced from 3 exons. Gene Ontology annotation, biological process: tail-anchored membrane protein insertion into ER membrane. The annotation marks the transcript as partial.
AUUCAAAAUGGCUACCUGUUCAGAGUCCUUUGUCGGAGAAGAGCUGGAGCCUACUCUCUCUAAUGUACUGGAACAGUCUUCAUUGAAAUGGAUAUUUGUGGGUGGCAAAGGAGGCGUUGGGAAAACGACUUGUAGUUGUAGUUUGGCAGUACUGCUUUCAAGAAUAAGAGAGAGUGUCCUCCUAAUAUCGACUGAUCCUGCUCAUAAUCUCUCGGAUGCUUUUGAUCAAAAAUUCUCGAAAUUCCCAACUCAAGUUCAAGGCUACCGGAACCUCUUUGCAAUGGAAAUUGAUCCUGAAGUGAUGGAUAAGAAUGAGAUUGAAGAUGGAAUAAGUCAAGCUGAAGGUCCAAUAUUAUCA